UGCAAGGCCAAGACCAGUGAAGACGCGUCACUCGGACCCAGAAGAGUAAAGAUAAACGGACUCCAGUGCACUGCCUCACACCUCCUCACCGCCAUGGUGCUCCUGCUGAUGUCCGUCACUGUGCUGCAUCUGAUCACUCUGGCCAUGCUCCUCAUCGCCACCAUAGAGAAGUCCUGGUGGGUGUGGACAGAUUCUGAAAUCACAGACCUGUGGUACAACUGCUUCCACGAUAAUGUGACAAAUAACUGGUUGUGUGCAGCUACUAAUGAAAACGACUGGUUACAGUCCGUCCAGGCCCUGAUGGUGCUGUCUGCGGUCCUGUCCUCCAUCUCCUUCGUGGUGUUUCUGGGUCAGCUGUUCACCAUGUCCACCGGAGGGCUCUUCUACUUCACAGGCCUCUGCCAAACCUUCUCAGGUUUCACCGCCUUCGCUGCAUGCCUCAUUUUCACGUUCCACAGAAAGGAGAUUUUGGACGACUCCAGAGAUCUGACCGCGGGACACUUUGGCUACUGCUUCAUCCUGGCCUGGUUGUGUGUCCCCCUCCUCCUCGUCAGUGGAGUCCUGUACGUCCACCUGCGCAAGAAGCAGUGAGCCAAAAAACCAAACAGCAGAAAAACAAAACAGAAGGGACAAAAGGGAAGCCAAGGCGUACGACCUACAUAUGAUGCUCUUUACUGAUGAUCAUCCACCAGUCAUCAGUAAACACCCACAAGUCCUCCACAUAGAUCAUUUGCACACAUAAGACACGGGACGACUAACAAGGAAAUACCUCUUUAUAAAAUGAAGCAUUAUUUUCAUUUGACUGCAUAUUCACAGAGAACAGAAGUUUUGUCAUGACAACUGUGUUAUGGAGGACAUUAUGUGUUUGUGUAGACACAUUCUUGAACUGAAAUAUAACAGAAAUUCACGUUUACACCACAGCUUCCCCCCGUGCACAGUGGAUUGUAUGAUUUUGUAACACCUUGCUGCAAAAAUGUGCAUAUUAAUGAGGAAAAGCAACCCAACAUAACUCCUUAAUGCUUUAUGACGGGGAGUUCAUAAUCCCAUUCAUUUAUUACACAAAGAUACACAUGUUGGCAUAGAAAUAUUUGCUAAUUAACACAUUGAUUAGCUUAUUUAUUUAGCUUAUUUUAUGUGAUUAUGUUCAAUGUAUUAUUAUAUGGUAAUCUCGCCAUGUGGUAAUGAUUUUGGGACAUUAGGUAGCUCAAGCGUCUCAAAUUUUUGUAUUGUGUCCCUUGUGAAUAUUUACUUAUUAAACCAUGCAUCCU
Messenger RNA from Myripristis murdjan (pinecone soldierfish), 1268 nucleotides. It is a transcript of the gene emp3a, whose product is annotated as epithelial membrane protein 3a (MAM blood group). The record is from RefSeq and is a predicted model, not a curated record. Gene Ontology annotation, cellular component: plasma membrane. The transcript is spliced from 5 exons. Lineage: Eukaryota; Metazoa; Chordata; Actinopteri; Holocentriformes; Holocentridae. The coding region runs from base 94 to 591 and encodes 165 amino acids.